AUGGAUGGCGCUUCGGGUAUGGAAGGGGUGAGCACAAGCGGCCUCACCCACCCCAGGCAGAGGCAGCAGCAGCUAGUGGGGAGCAACAACCGGCAGAGGUGGGGUGGGGGGAGUGAUAGGAGUAGAGAAGGUAGCAGCAGCUGCAGAGGUGGGGUGGGGAUCAACAACCCGCAGAGGUGGGGUGGGGAGCAACAACCCACAGAGGUGGGGUGGGGAGCAAUAACCCGCAGAGGUGGGGUGGGGAGCAAUAACCCGCAGAGGUGGGGUGGGGAGCAACAAACCGCAGAGGUGGGGUGGGGAGCAACAACCCGCAGAGGUGGGGUGGGGAGCAACAGCCCGCAGAGGUGGGGUGGGGAGCAACAACCCACAGAGGAGGAGAGUGAGACGGUGUUGAUGAUACGCGAGUUGCUGGAGACUCGCUUUCAACCCGCUCCCAGCCAAUCUCCCCGUGUCUUCUCCCCCCUUCGCCAACCCCUCCCAAACGCUGCUUCCCCUUCAGGAGGAGAGGAGCUGCUGGAGACGCGCAUUCGACCGGCAGUGCAGGAGGACGGAGGGGACAUUGACUUUGUUGACUUUGACGAGUGA
Closterium sp. Naga37s-1 is the source of this 585-nucleotide messenger RNA. NCBI's taxonomy places the organism in Eukaryota, Viridiplantae, Streptophyta, Zygnematophyceae, Desmidiales, Closteriaceae. The record is from the annotation of a GenBank genome assembly.